Anopheles maculipalpis is the source of this 2688-nucleotide messenger RNA. It is a transcript of the gene LeuRS-m, whose product is annotated as leucine--tRNA ligase, mitochondrial. Gene Ontology annotation, cellular component: mitochondrion. The transcript is spliced from 4 exons. Gene Ontology annotation, biological process: leucyl-tRNA aminoacylation; mitochondrial translation. Gene Ontology annotation, molecular function: ATP binding; aminoacyl-tRNA deacylase activity; leucine-tRNA ligase activity. Lineage: Eukaryota; Metazoa; Arthropoda; Insecta; Diptera; Culicidae. The record is from RefSeq and is a predicted model, not a curated record. Bases 31 to 2688 code for a protein of 885 amino acids.
UGUUGUGGUUUUCAGUGUGGUUCGAAAAAUAUGCGUUUUCCUCGCAUAUUGUGCUUAGGGCGAUGGCUAAAAGGGCAAAGACAGUUUUGCUCCAACGUUGGAGAGUUGACGACAUGCCGCGAGUUAACAGCCGGUAUGAAGCACGAGGUGGAACAGAAAUGGCACGCCAAGCUAGGUGAUUAUCGGUUUGACUCGUCCGACACGGGCAAACCGAAGCGCUAUGUGCUGGCAAUGUUUCCUUACCCUUCCGGCAAUCUGCACAUGGGUCACGUCCGCGUAUACACAAUCAGUGACGCAAUGGCCCGGUUUUACCGUCUUAACGGUGCUAACGUGCUGCAUCCGAUGGGUUGGGAUGCGUUCGGAUUACCGGCGGAAAAUGCUGCCAUACAGCGACGCAUACCGGCCGACAAGUGGACCCACCGGAACAUAGGCGAAAUGCGCAAACAGCUCGAAAUGCUUGCAUUCAGCUUCGAUUGGGAGCGGGAGUUUGCAACCUGUGAACCAGAGUAUUACCGCUGGACACAGCAAUUGUUUUUGAUGCUGUUCAAGGAUGGGCUGGCGUAUCAACGUGAAGCACUGGUAAAUUGGGAUCCGGUCGAUGAAACGGUGCUGGCUGAUGAACAGGUUGAUGGCAACGGAUGCUCUUGGCGUUCCGGAGCAAAGGUGGAGAAAAAAGUACUGCGACAGUGGUUCAUCCGAACGACAGCUUAUGCCAAACCAUUGCUAGAGGGUUUAAAUGAUCCUGGGCUGGAAGAUUGGAAGGACAUCACAAAGCUGCAGCGUCACUGGAUCGGCGAGUGUGAAGGAUAUUCGUUCGAGUUGCCUAUAGCAGGAAAUGCUGCGGUGAAGAGCGUUUCCGUGUGGACUCGUAAUCCGGAAGAGCUCAAGAAGGCCCUUUUCGUAGCCGUUCAUCCCGAUAAUAUCUUGAAUAGCGCAAAGAGCAACGAAUAUAUACUGGAACAAGUCACCGUAAAGAAUCCUUUUACGAAAGAAGAACUUCCGGUGAUUGUAACGGAACAGGUUCCUUAUCCGGAGGGAUGUGAUACUUAUCUAGCAGUUGAUAGCGAGCAAACUCGUACGCUAGCCAUUAAGGCAGGUUUGCCUAAAACUUCGGUAGCAAAAUCAACGAACGAAGAAAGCAAAGGAUGCGGUGAGGAAAUACUCCAACAAGCUCUCAGCAAAGGAAUCGGUGGUCAUCCGGUGAGUUCCAAGUUACGCGAUUGGCUCAUUUCAAGGCAACGGUUUUGGGGAACUCCUAUACCGAUCAUUCACUGUCCUAGUUGUGGUUCGGUUCCGGUACCGGAGCAAGAUCUUCCCAUACGCUUACCGACAGAUUCCGUUGGAGUUCCUUUGGCACAGAACGAGCAAUGGUUAAGCGUGUCUUGUCCGUCCUGUCAUCGUACCGACUGCCGCCGGGAAUCCGACACCAUGGACACGUUUGUCGACAGUUCGUGGUACUUUUUGCGCUUCAUCGAUGCCCACAACAAGAGCACGAUGUUUGAUACUUCCCUUGCCCAUCGCUUGAUGCCGGUGGACCUUUACGUCGGUGGUAAGGAACACGCGGUGCUACAUCUUUACUAUGCCCGCUUUGUCGCACACUAUCUGUAUAGUAAGGGCUUGCUUCCUACUCCGGAACCAUUUAAGCGACUGCUCGUCCAGGGUAUGGUAAUGGGUCGCUCGUAUCGUGUCGUUAGCAGUGGCAAGUACAUUCCCGCUGCGGAUGUUGAGGUGGUGGAUGAGAAGCACAGCAAAGCGAUCGAACGAGCGACGGGCGAACCGGUCACAAUGCUGUGGGAAAAAAUGUCCAAAUCAAAGCUAAACGGUGUUGAUCCGCUGGAGGUGCUAAAGGAGCAUGGGUGCGACACGUUGCGGUUGAUCCUGCUGGCAGAUGUAGCACCUACUUCCCAUCGGAACUGGUCCGAAGCAACUUUUCCGGGUAUUUUAAACUGGCAGAAACGACUCUGGAUGACGUUGCACGAUUUCCGUGAACUUCGAAGCAAAAGGGAUACGGCGACAGCCGAUGCUCCGGCAACGGAAGUGUUCAAAGAGCACGAGCACAAGCUGUGGGACGCGAGAAAUUAUUUUAUCUCCGGUGCUACCUUCAAUUACCGCUACUCACAUCAGCUAAGUGUAGGCAUUUCCAAGAUGCAAGGACUAACGAACGCUAUUCGGCGCGUACCACCGGAUGUGGUUACCUACGGGCAGCAGUACGAACGAGCACUUGCGGCACAGAUAAUUAUGCUCGCCCCAAUGGCACCACAUUUCGCUGCGGAACUUUGGGAGCAGCUUGUAACGGCACCGAAUCGUGUGGUACAAUGGAACGGUACGGUUUUCGAGCAACGGUGGCCAGAGAUAGACGAAGAUUUCCCGCUUGAUCUUACCUUCAAGAUAAACGGUGCCGAAUGUUGCAUACUGAAAAUCCCUGCCAAACGCUUCAAUCAGCUCACGCACCAGGAAUCGCUUGAUUUGGCACUGCGUCAGGAACCGAUAGUGAAGAUGAUCGGAAAGCGACCACUCCGGACGAGCGAUUUUGUGCUGUAUCCUAGCUGCGAAGCCAUGCUCAAUGUAGAUCUCGAUCGGGCAGUAGUCGAAGAGGGUGAUGAUGCCCAAACGAAGGCCAACAGCAAAAAGGAGAAGAAAGAUAAGAAAGCGAAAAAGAAAAAAUCUCUACAGGUGCUUCACCUGUAA